AUGUCUGACGCUGGACGACAAGACUUCACCGACAAGGCCUCUUCGGCUAUGAAGCCCGACUCCCAGAAGAGCUUCGGCGAGAAGACUAAGGAGAACCUCGACAAGGCCGCCGGCACCGUCCAGCCUGACUCCACCAAGUCUGACUCCCAGAAGAUGGGUGACAGGGUCAGUGGCUCUGAUAAGUCGGACGAGUCUAUGCUCGACAAGGCCAAGAACGCCGUCGGCCUCGGCAACAACAACACCACCACCCACUAA
Molecule: messenger RNA, 255 nt
Organism: Ustilago hordei
Lineage: Eukaryota; Fungi; Basidiomycota; Ustilaginomycetes; Ustilaginales; Ustilaginaceae
Exons: 2
Coding region: 1-255 (84 amino acids)
Source: RefSeq, a predicted model, not a curated record